UUCCGGCAAAUAUCUUCACUUUUUCUCUUUCAUUUCGCUGGUUUCCCCUCUUUUCUCUUUUUGCUUCACUGACUUCCUCUCCUUUUCUCUUCUUCUUCUUCGUUGAUCUCUUAUCUAUUUUUCUCUUCCACAGCUCAUGUACCCAGAGCAACCAACGUUCCGUUAGAGGCUUGAAAUCGGUCAAUAUCCCACGAAACCCACUUAUCAUGGCACUUAAAACAGCUGCUGUCUCAUAUCUAAUACCGGACGAUGGAGAGGCAAACCAAGAUGGGUAUCUCACACAAGAAAGCAUAGAAGUGAGGGUUUCCUCCCAAGUUGAUGGGAGAAGAUAUUCAAAUGUUAUCAAUCACGUUUCGUUUUUGAGAUGCCAUUUUAUAGACUUGGGAGAGAAAUGUAUUGUCAACGAAAAGUGGAACCAAACUUUGGAAGACUGGUUGAACGUGACAAGAGUUUAUAGAUCAUAUCGACCCGUAGGUUUGGGAAAUCGGAGGUACAAGAUCAGAGAACAAGUAAAAGAUUGUAUAAGGUACAUGCUGUAUGGAAUACUGAAAUUGCACAAACAUGGCUAUUGUAUUGAUGGGGACCUCAAAAAAGGAAACGUGGUCAUGGUGGAGGAAGUCCCAAAAUUCUUGGGCUUAAAGCUAAAGAAGUCUUCAAGCGGAACAGAAAGAGAGAGAGAUUACGAGAGCUUUCGGAUGCUCGUGAAGUAUGACAUAUUGGAGGGGGCCGGAGCCAAUUGUCCGCGCGAUAUGGUUGAUUUUCUCAACAAACUGCGGAAUCCACUGGGAAAUGAGGAACUGCUCACUUACCAUUGUGCAUUUUGGAUGAGUAGGGAGAAAGUGGAUUUCUUCGCGUCAUUCAUUAAUGACGUGAGGUUCUUAGGCCCACACAUAGAAGGACUAGUGCUCCAAGAACUUGAUAAUAAUCCACAACUGCACUUUGGAUGGGAGCAAGAUUUGCGAUCGGGUAGCCCGUUACACAAGUUUCAUCGCAACAGGACAGAUCGGAAUCCAACUGGCCGGGGCCACUACUACUUCCUGCGAAAUUAUAGAGGACACGGAGGAGAGUAUUCUGAUUAUGUAAGUAUGAUAUGUAAGAUAGCCUUGAGUAUUCAAUCUUUUGUAAAUUUCUUAUGGGUGGCUAUAAUGCCACGAUCCCAAUUGUUAGUACCAUGACCAUUUACCCAGAACUCCAUUCUUAUCCUCAUUAAACCAUCGCAUGAUUUUCUUUUCCUUGCUUGGCUAUCAUCACAUGGUUCACUCAAUUCACCUCAUCCUUUGAGUAGAGAUUCUCUGUACAGUUUCUAUCAAACCCAUCAUUUCUCAUUCAUCCACACGCCAUUUUCCUUGCGACUUCAGUACAAACCCAUGUACUAAAUUCAUGGCCGGCCAUCUUUAUCGAUUGAUCUAGGAACUUGUAAUUGAGAGGGCUUUUUUAACUAAUCUGAUGACUAUAGUUUCAGCAUGAAUUAUGUAGAUUAGUUUAAUUCAUAUGCUAAAUGAUUGCAAUCUUGAUGGGUCUAAAUACAAUAGGCUGUGGGGAUUCUGCAGCAGUUAAUGUGAUGGUUUAAUAAGGGCAAAAGUGAUUUUGUUCAAAUGGUCGUGGCCCUAACAUAAAUGGUCAUGGCAUUAAUUUUCUCUAUCCAUUUCUUAUAC
Rhododendron vialii is the source of this 1655-nucleotide messenger RNA. RefSeq lists its product as uncharacterized. The record is from RefSeq and is a predicted model, not a curated record. The coding region runs from base 207 to 1175 and encodes 322 amino acids. NCBI's taxonomy places the organism in Eukaryota, Viridiplantae, Streptophyta, Magnoliopsida, Ericales, Ericaceae. The transcript has 5 exons.